GCGACAACGGAAUCGAGCUAUCGUCCACGCAUAACUGAGGCCGGAAAUCCCCAAUAGUGUCACAACGCGCACACUUGAGGAGAUGAACGUCGCGCAAAAUACCGAGAGAGCGCAGAUGGUUGAUUUGUUAAGUCAAUUCACAUCUGAGCAGAUGACGAGAUACGAGUGCUACCGUCGCUCUUCGUUGCCGAAGUCCAUUUUGAAACGUUUGUUCCAAACGGUGACCUCCACAGCGCCACCUCCAAAUGGACUUAUCAUUCUCGCCGCAGUGGGGAAGUUGUUCGUUGGGGAGCUUGUUGAGAAAGCUCGACAGGUGGCUGAUGAAGAGGGUUUGUCCGAUCUUGAUGAGAUACGAGUGGGUCAUAUACAAGAAGCAUGCUGGCGUCUGCAUUCUGGAGCUUUGAAACAAAAAAAUAUGUUUCAGCAACACAGACUAUGAAAUUGUUGUUCGCUCAUUCUGCUUGUCCAAUAAAUACUGAAUGGCGCGUGUUCGCAUAUCUUGACAGGCAUACAAGAGUAAAAAGUCCAUCUUGAAACUCUGGAAAUCAGACACAAGUUCAGGCAGCCUGCUUUGCGAAAUACCUUCUCCGGACUGCGCUUGACAUAUGCAUCGUUUGUCUAUCUGAUAUGCGAAGAACGCGGUUUCCUUUCCACUGAUCAGCAGUGUUCAUGACGCGAUGGAAAGAAUAUUUCUGCUCUUAACGCUGCCUGCUGUCAGUAAUGAAAGAUUCUUUUCGUCAACCACACUUGCCUCAUUGCUGGUCUCUGACCGACCAACCAAAACACCCAAAGGAUGAACAAAUGCGAUAUUUACAUAGAGAAUCUAGGCACAAAGGAUGAAGUGCCCAUGAUCCAAAACAAAAGUUACUUGGAAGACUGACAUGUCCAAAAUAACCUUUUUAACAUGAGGAUUAAUGAAAAUAAAAGAAAGUUGCCAAGGGU
Messenger RNA from Micromonas commoda, 942 nucleotides. It is a transcript of the gene TAF11.1, whose product is annotated as transcription initiation factor TFIID subunit 1. The transcript is spliced from 2 exons. NCBI's taxonomy places the organism in Eukaryota, Viridiplantae, Chlorophyta, Mamiellophyceae, Mamiellales, Mamiellaceae. Gene Ontology annotation, molecular function: protein heterodimerization activity; transcription coactivator activity. Gene Ontology annotation, cellular component: transcription factor TFIID complex; nucleus. Bases 83 to 439 code for a protein of 118 amino acids. The record is from RefSeq and is a predicted model, not a curated record. Gene Ontology annotation, biological process: RNA polymerase II preinitiation complex assembly; transcription initiation at RNA polymerase II promoter.